Messenger RNA from Podarcis raffonei (Aeolian wall lizard), 1262 nucleotides. RefSeq names its product nuclear transport factor 2-like. The record is from RefSeq and is a predicted model, not a curated record. Gene Ontology annotation, cellular component: nuclear pore central transport channel. Lineage: Eukaryota; Metazoa; Chordata; Lepidosauria; Squamata; Lacertidae. Bases 221 to 604 code for a protein of 127 amino acids. The transcript has 5 exons. Gene Ontology annotation, biological process: protein import into nucleus.
UAGGGCUGCAGCAUCAGAGUGCCGUUCUAUGCAUGCCUGUUCCCACUGCAUCCCAUGGGAUUUACUUUUACCUGCGUAGCACAAUGGACUGCAGUUUUACUUCUUGAUCCUAGGCAUGUUUACGUGGGCGUCCCACUGAAUUCAGCUGGGCUUACUCCAAGAAAAGUUUCAUUGGCUUAUGUAGCCAAAUCCUAUACGUGUUUACUUAGAAGCGUGCAAAAUGGCAGAAAGACCUAUUUGGGAGCAAAUUGGAACAAGUUUUAUACAACUGUAUUACCAGCAGUUUGAUACCAACAGGGAACAACUAGCUUCACUUUAUACAGAUGCUUCUUGUUUAUCAUGGGAAGGGCAGCAAUACCAAGGAAAAGCAUCAAUCAUGGAAAAAUUGCUGAGACUCCCUUUCCAAAAAAUUCAGCACAACAUAACAUCCCAAGAUCACCAGCCAGCUCCUGACAACUGUAUCCUUAGUAUGGUUGUUGGUCAGCUGAAGGUGGAUGAUGAUCCAGUGAUGGGAUUUCACCAGUUGUUUGUUCUCAAGAACAUUAACGACAAAUGGAUCUGUUCCAAUGACAUAUUUAGGUUGGCUCUGUACAACUUUGCUUGAAAUCUCUGUUCUCAAGCAUGCCUUUGAGAUCGUUCAUCUCAAAAAAAAUUGUAAACAAAACUUGGUUUUAAAAUUGCUUGUAUUCUUCUUCAUUCUUUUGCUUGGUGAUUGACAGAACAUGUAUAUUCUGUUUUAAAUGUUAAGCAAACUCAUUAGGAUGAUCAUUUCCUCAAAUAUACCUUCAUUUCGCUCCUGUACACAUGUCACAUAAAACCUUGUGUAUAUAAAGUACUGUAAGAAUGCUCUGCUUGUCUAUUUUAAUUGCAUUAAACAUGUUGAAACUUGCAUAAAGGAUCGCUUUUUAAAUUGCUCUGAAAUUUAGCUCUGAAGUAACCACAAGAAGUCCUGUUAGUGGACAUGAGGGAAUAGCCAUUUUUCUUAAAUGCAUUUCCUUAAAUGACUACAUAUUUCAUAUCCUCAUGUUAUUUGUUGAUAUGAUGGUAUGAACUCUGGGUGAAUUUGCACUGCUAAGUUUGCAUUUUGAAUAUAUUGUUUGCAUGAAGUCUGAGGUGGCUGGAGCCGUUCAUUAUCAUGGCAAGACAAGCCCCAUGUAUGUACCAUUGUGCUGCCCCGUGUUUAUGGAAUUUGUUACGGCUAAAGAUUUAUCAGAUAUGAGAAUUUGCCCAUUCAUAUGGACAAUUAAAGCUUUUCUUUUCAA